AGGCGUGCCCAGCAGGGGGAAGGGCCUCUGCAGGGCCCCGGGGACCGGGAACGCCGCUCUCACGGAGAAGCUGCACGGCCCGAUACCCGCCCUAAGGCGCUGCUGGGUCUUUACAGAAGCAACCAGAACCCGUGAAGGAGAUCUCAAGGGGCGCAUGCCCUUAUCGGGGUCACCGGCCCGGUGGCUUCGGAGCGGACGCACGACUAUUUUGCCAACCAUGGCAUCUGGAGAUGACAGUCCUAUCUUUGAAGAUGAUGAAAGCCCUCCUUAUAGCCUGGAAAAAAUGACAGAUCUCGUAGCCGUUUGGGAUGUUGCUUUAAGUGAUGGAGUCCAUAAGAUUGAGUUUGAACAUGGCACCACAUCAGGCAAACGAGUGGUAUAUGUAGAUGGGAAGGAAGAGAUAAGAAAAGAAUGGAUGUUCAAACUAGUGGGCAAAGAAACUUUCUGCGUUGGAGCUGCAAAGACAAAAGCAACCAUAAAUAUAGAUGCUGUCAGUGGCUUUGCGUAUGAAUAUACUCUGGAAAUUAAUGGCAAAAGUCUCAAGAAGUAUAUGGAGAACAGGUCGAAGACUACCAAUACCUGGGUAUUACAUUUGGAUGGUGAGGACUUUAGAGUUGUGUUGGAAAAGGACACUAUGGAUGUAUGGUGCAAUGGUAAAAGAAUGGAGACAGCAGGUGAGUUUGUAGAGGACGGGACUGAAACUCACUUCAGUGUUGGGAACCAUGACUGUUACAUAAAGGCUGUCAGUAGUGGGAAGCGGAAAGAAGGGAUUAUCCAUAGUCUCAUUGUGGAUAAUAGAGAAAUUCCAGAGAUCCUUGAAUGACUUCAUGUUAGUGAAUUUUAAUCUUAACAAGUAAAAGAUGAAGACUUUUAAAUUACUGUGGUAAUUAAAUAUGUUCAAUAUGUACUUUUCAGUACACUUAGUCUGCCAGGUGUUUAUUUUUUAGAUACUUGAAACUGUAAUAUUUUAAGAGUCAAAAAAAAAAAGAAAUAUGUACAAUCUUAAAAAUUGCGAUUUAUUUUAUAAAUAAUGUAAAAUGUUUUAAAGCCAAAUGGAAAAAAAGAUAUGGACCAAAAUCACCAAUGUUUUACAAGAGGAACUUUUACUAUAAUAAAUACUAUAAAAUAAAA
Canis lupus familiaris (dog) is the source of this 1131-nucleotide messenger RNA. RefSeq names its product Fas apoptotic inhibitory molecule (gene FAIM). The transcript is spliced from 6 exons. The record is from RefSeq and is a predicted model, not a curated record. Lineage: Eukaryota; Metazoa; Chordata; Mammalia; Carnivora; Canidae. Bases 155 to 823 code for a protein of 222 amino acids. Gene Ontology annotation, biological process: canonical NF-kappaB signal transduction; negative regulation of extrinsic apoptotic signaling pathway via death domain receptors; positive regulation of neurogenesis.